AUGGCCAAAACCAAAGCUGAGCCUGAGGCUGGCACAGUGAACGUCAACAUUGCAGACUUCCAGCGAACUCGCGACUCUGUCAUUGUUGCUCUCGCUACUCUACAGUCUAGUGUUAAAGAACUCUCUAAAGCAUACAUCAACCAUGCAAACACUGUGCUUGCCCCUGGCAAAGUCGGGUCACUCGACUCGAAUCUUACUGAGGUUCUUACCGAGUCGAACCUCUUGGGGGGUGGUACCAUUCCAGGACUGACGGCUCCUCAAGAUGUCGCCGAAGAGGGCAAGAAGAAGAGGAAGCGAGCUCCACAUGAUCCAAACGCACCCAAGCGUGCCUUGACUCCCUACUUCCUAUAUAUGCAAAACGCUAGGGCUCAAAUACAUCGAGAGCUUGGUGACCAAGCAAGACCGAAGGAGGUUGCUGACGAAGGCACACGACGAUGGGGUGACAUGUCUGCUGCUGAGAAGAGUAUCUGGGACGACAAGUACCAGAAGAAUCUUGCCGCAUACCGGGUAAGAAUGGCUGCAUACAAGGCUGGUCAACCAGUCCCUUCUGAAGAAGAGGCUCUCCACCUCGUCGAGGCGGGUAAAGCCCCAGAGCAUGUGCCUGGAAUUGACGGCCCUGAAGAGUCAGAAGUAGAGGAGGCUGCUGCUCCAGUCGAAGAAGUUGCCGUUGCUGCUGAGGAAUCAGAGGAAGAGGAUUCACCUGAGCCGGAGAAGGAGCCAACUCCACCGAAGUCGAAACGAAGAAAGUCUGACAAGAAGGUUGAGGAGACCCCCAAGGAGACCCCCAAGACAAAAGGUAAGGAGCGAAAGGCUAAGAAGGAGGCUACACCUCCUCCUCCUGCUGCUAAGCCCGCCAGCGAAAAGCGGAAGAAGACACGCAAAGGAUAG
This is a messenger RNA of Lithohypha guttulata, 888 nucleotides long. RefSeq lists its product as uncharacterized. The record is from RefSeq and is a predicted model, not a curated record. The coding region runs from base 1 to 888 and encodes 295 amino acids. The transcript has 3 exons. Gene Ontology annotation, molecular function: DNA binding, bending. NCBI's taxonomy places the organism in Eukaryota, Fungi, Ascomycota, Eurotiomycetes, Chaetothyriales, Trichomeriaceae.